Molecule: messenger RNA, 3928 nt
Organism: Bubalus bubalis (water buffalo)
Lineage: Eukaryota; Metazoa; Chordata; Mammalia; Artiodactyla; Bovidae
Gene: CUL4A
Product: cullin 4A
Exons: 18
Coding region: 775-2811 (678 amino acids)
Biological process (GO): ubiquitin-dependent protein catabolic process; protein ubiquitination; DNA damage response
Cellular component (GO): Cul4A-RING E3 ubiquitin ligase complex
Molecular function (GO): ubiquitin protein ligase binding
Source: RefSeq, a predicted model, not a curated record
CGCGGUCUCCCCCGGGCCUGGAGGGCAGUGUUUGUUUUUCACUUUUCCCCCUUCCAGCUGGUUUGCUCCUGGAUGUGGGAGGCGCUCUCUCAGGGGCAGUGUUUUGCUGGGACACUCGUCUGUCCUGACACAGAUAAGCCUGUGCAGAGCGGGUGUGGCGCUGUGGGGAGGGAGGCAGGGCUGGGAGAUUGACGGGCUGCCCAGCUGGCCGAGGAAAACCCCUUCGGUCUGCUGCCUGUGGGACCCGGGUCCUGCUCACCCUCUCUGGGCGCUGCGUCCCCUAGACCUGUGCUGCCCACAUGGCCCCACAGGGGGCUUCGUGCACCCAGAGAGGGAUUUCUAGAUUUCCAAGUGUGACUAAACCUCCUGAACUAGUUCUAGGGAGAAGGGCCUGCAGCGUCUCUGCCCCGCCGGCCCCCCCGCGGGGGCAGAGCAGGUGACGGGCUCCUGUAACACGAGGACGCCAGCAGUGAGUCAGCAGAGGCUGGGUGACGGCGCCCGGCCCGCCUGCGCCUCGGGGCUUGGCUCCAGAUUCCAAGUUAAAAACAGCCUCAGUGGACUUUAUGUAAAUAGUGAGCACAUGCCAAACAGGGCACAUACGAGGGGGAGCUAGCUGGUUACAGAAUCCGCCAAACAGCUCCCAGCCCGGAAAAGGCCGUUGUGAGGACACUGACACGCGCCUCAGGACCUGGAGCUUCAGAGGUGCUCCCGAAAAGAUGCCCUUCGUGAAGGGCACACACCACUGAGUGUGUCUUGAUUUUUACCAAAGGAAAUAUGUUUUCUCCGUGUAUUAAGGCUGUUGAAAACCUUUGUUCCCACAAAGUGUCCCCCACGCUCUACCAGCAGCUGCGCCAGGCCUGCGAAGGCCACGUCCAAGCACAGAUCCUUCAGUUCAGAGAAGACUCACUAGACAGUGUGUUGUUUCUCAAGAAGAUUAACACGUGCUGGCAGGACCACUGCAGACAGAUGAUCAUGAUCCGGAGCAUCUUCCUGUUCCUGGACCGCACGUACGUGCUACAGAACUCCACGCUGCCUUCCAUCUGGGAUAUGGGGUUAGAGCUGUUUAGAAACCACAUUAUCAGUGAUAAAAUGGUCCAGACGAAAACCAUUGAUGGCAUCCUGCUGCUGAUCGAGCGGGAGCGGAGCGGCGAGGCGGUGGACCGGAGCCUGCUGCGGAGCCUGCUGGGCAUGCUGUCCGACCUCCAGGUAUAUAAAGACUCAUUUGAACUGAAAUUUUUGGAAGAAACGAAUUGUUUAUAUGCUGCAGAAGGCCAGAGGUUAAUGCAAGAAAGAGAGGUUCCAGAGUAUCUUGACCACGUGAGUAAGCGCUUGGAGGAGGAGGCGGACCGCGUGAUCACAUACCUGGAUCACAGCACACAGAAACCACUGAUCGCCUGUGUGGAGAAGCAGCUCUUGGGAGAACAUUUAACAGCAAUUCUGCAGAAAGGGCUGGACCACCUGCUGGACGAGAACCGAGUGCCGGACCUCACGCAGAUGUUCCAGCUGUUCAGCCGCGUGCGGGGCGGCCAGCAGGCGCUGCUCCAGCACUGGAGCGAUUACAUCAAGACUUUUGGGACAACGAUCGUCAUCAAUCCUGAAAAGGACAAAGACAUGGUGCAGGACCUGCUGGACUUCAAGGACCGAGUGGACCACGUGAUAGACGUGUGCUUCCAGCGGAGCGAGAAGUUCAUCAACCUGAUGAAAGAGUCCUUCGAGACGUUCAUCAACAAGAGGCCCAAUAAGCCUGCGGAGCUGAUCGCAAAGCACGUAGACUCAAAACUGAGAGCAGGGAAUAAGGAGGCGACGGACGAGGAGCUGGAGCGGAUGCUGGACAAGGUCAUGAUCCUGUUCCGGUUCAUCCACGGUAAAGAUGUGUUUGAAGCAUUUUACAAAAAAGAUUUAGCAAAAAGACUCCUGGUUGGAAAAAGUGCCUCCGUCGAUGCUGAAAAAUCUAUGUUGUCGAAGCUGAAGCACGAGUGCGGGGCCGCGUUCACCAGCAAGCUGGAGGGCAUGUUUAAGGACAUGGAGCUCUCCAAGGACAUCAUGGUUCAUUUCAAGCAGUACAUGCAGAAUCAGAGUGACCCGGGCUCCAUAGACCUGACCGUGAACAUACUGACCAUGGGCUACUGGCCGACAUACACACCCAUGGAGGUGCACCUGACUCCAGAGAUGAUCAAGCUCCAGGAAGUGUUUAAGACGUUUUAUCUGGGGAAGCACAGUGGGCGGAAGCUUCAGUGGCAGACGACGCUGGGCCACGCGGUGCUGAAAGCGGAGUUCAAGGAGGGGAAGAAGGAGUUCCAGGUGUCCCUGUUCCAGACGCUGGUGCUGCUCAUGUUCAAUGAAGGGGACGGCUUCAGCUUCGAGGACAUCAGGAUGGCCACAGGCAUAGAGGACAGCGAGCUGCGGAGGACGCUGCAGUCCCUGGCCUGCGGCAAAGCCCGCGUCCUCCUCAAGAGCCCCAAAGGGAAGGAGGUGGAGGAUGGAGACAAGUUCCUCUUCAACGCAGAGUUCAAGCACAAGCUCUUUCGCAUAAAGAUCAACCAGAUUCAGAUGAAGGAGACAGUGGAGGAGCAGGUCAGCACCACGGAGCGCGUGUUCCAGGACCGGCAGUACCAGAUCGACGCCGCCAUCGUCAGGAUCAUGAAGAUGAGGAAGACGCUGGGCCACAACCUGCUUGUCUCCGAGCUGUACAAUCAGCUCAAGUUCCCAGUCAAGCCUGGAGAUCUGAAGAAGCGGAUCGAGUCUCUCAUAGACAGGGACUACAUGGAGAGGGACAAAGACAGCCCAAACCAGUACCACUACGUGGCCUGAGGCCCGCCCGCGCCCAGGACACACAGGACGCCCCUUCAGGGAGAAGCCCGCUCCACUGCGCCCAGGCCCCGGGGCCGAGCCGUGCGGCCGCUCGGGGAUACUCGGAGAGGGCGGUCCUUGGACCACUUUCGGGGCCCCGGGACUCGCAGGUGGCGUGUCUUCCCUCCAGUGCUUCCUCCUGUUCCUUUAGGCGUUUAAGGAUUUCCAGGGCUCCGCAGAGUGGCUGAGGUUGGGCGGGCAGGCAGUCUCCUUUGUAAGCAGUGUUCUUGUGCCAGAGCCGAUGUCCUGUGUGUGUGCGCGCGUGUGUGUGCAGGCGUGAGACCCUCCGUGCUGCUUCCCGUCCCUGCAGGACCACUGUGCGCUCCCGACACAAGCUCUUAGGCCCAGAGCGGGUGCCCCUGACUGGUGGUCGGGGGGGAACCUGCAGUGUCCCAGCUGAUGAAUUCCGCAGCCCGCUCAGUGGCUUCUGUUCGUUCCUUUGCACCAAGUUUUAACCUGUGAGGCCUGGUUUCUGGACGAGGCUCCUCGCGAGCCCUCUGCUUCGUGGAGAGGAGGUCGCUCUGGCGUGUGUGACGCCGCGAGCCCGUCCCUGUCUCUGUUUCAUUCCCACUGUGUUGCUUGCGUCCUCUCCCUGUGUGGGUUUAGCGGGAGCGCUGUGUCUUUGCCGCCCUAAGGCUGCGCCUGGCAGCCCCUGUUCUUGGCCCAGGGGCGACUGCUGUUUUACUUUUUCUAACCGCGUGUUUGUACGAUGGCAACAGUCAAGUCUGGUUCUGUUUUUGCGGCCCUGGGCGGCGGCUGUCCUCCGUGUGACCACGUCAGCGCCUCGAGGAGAGCGACGCGGCGCAGAGGUGGCCCUGUGGGCCCUGCCGUCAUGCGUGUGCAUAGGGGACCCACGCUGUGGACGCUGGUUCAUGUGGGAACCACAACAAAGAUACUUUUGUGAGAACAUUUAAAAGUACUUUAUAUUUUACAUAAUAGCAUGUUUUGUUUUGAUUAAAAGCUACCAAAGGAAUUUUGAUCAUGGUGUAAGUGUUGAAAGCAAUAUUUUCUGGAAUAUACCAAGUUUAUAUCAUUUGAUUUUUGUGCUAAAUUAUUAAAAGAUUCUCCCUUUUUGAAA